GCCUUUAAAGCGCAAUCAAGUUCUAUAAAAUCUAUUUGUAGUUUCUUGACCGCUAAAGGUUUCAACUCAACAAUUCGUAAACUGUAAGCAAUGGCAGCAUCGUCUUCUUUUUUCAAAGGUUUCACUGUCAUGGUUGUGUUCGUGUUAACAGCCAAUGUGGCAUUCGCGGCUUCUGCCCACACUACUGAGCAACACCCACAAUAUACCCCCAACCCCCCCAGUCAUCAACCUAAGUCUUCUUCUAAUGUUACUAAACAACACUGGGGAUAUACCUUACCCCCGAGUUAUCAACCCAAGGCUUCUUCCCCUAGUGCUGAUCAGCCCUCGAGAAACGCCUCAGAAUCCUCACAACGUCAAAGGUUCUUGGAAGAAUGCGCGAGAAAGAUGAAUGAGAAAUGCGCCAAAGAGAUUGUCAUGGCCGUGUUUGAGGAUAAAAAGGUGAGUCGAAAAUGCUGCAUCAAGGUAGUAAACAUGGGAAACAAAUGCCACCAUGAAAUGAUCAAGAGGCUAAAGAAGAUACACCUACAUCACCUAAAGCCAAAGAAAAUCAAGUCCAAGAGCGAAAAGGUUUACAGAAAAUGUCAAAAGAUUGCUAAAAAGCAUAGUUCAUCCCCGGCAUCUUGAUCGGCUGAUUUCUUUCAAUAACAUUAGCUCUUGAGCAAAUUCAAUCCACAACACAGAUGAGAAGAUCCAUUUAGUAUUUACCCAAUGGCUAGAAAUAAAAAGAACUAACUUGUACAUGUUUUUUCGUCUCUAAGUCAUGUUUGGUAUUAUUUAUAUCCUGAUGCAACUAAAUC
Nicotiana tabacum (common tobacco) is the source of this 797-nucleotide messenger RNA. Lineage: Eukaryota; Viridiplantae; Streptophyta; Magnoliopsida; Solanales; Solanaceae. The record is from RefSeq and is a predicted model, not a curated record.